This is a messenger RNA of Porites evermanni, 303 nucleotides long. NCBI's taxonomy places the organism in Eukaryota, Metazoa, Cnidaria, Anthozoa, Scleractinia, Poritidae. The record is from the annotation of a GenBank genome assembly.
UUGCAGAAAACACUUAAGAGGAAUCCAAGUGUUGAUUUUGGAGGAGUAACAUCGCCUUCAGCAACAGAUGAACCGGACGUGGAAUGGGCUAACAUCAAACUGCGUAAGCGCAGUUCAAACGAAACGGCAAAGGCAGCAUCUAACGUCGAAGAAUCUGGGGAAAAUAACAAUGAACUAACAAAGGUUGUCCUGAGGAAACCGCGGAGUCACUCUGCUGGAGAUAUUCUGGAUGGAAAACCCAAAGAUGAGGCGACUUCAGAGCUGAAACGGAUUCUUAUGAAACAAAAAGCUGCGGCUGAGAAA